AAAUUUUCACUAGGAGAAACAUAUCCCCAACUCCUCGCAUUGCAUUGCAUACAACCCACGAGCUGUCUUAGGAGCCGGCUCAAUAUAUAUUUUUAAUUACCAAAAAACCCCGUUCAGAAACCCCACGCCCUCGCAUCCGAGGUACUACGGUUCAUGGGCAUAAUCGCCAUUUAAUUUAACCCAAUUCCAUUGCCGAUCAAAACACGGGCGCUUUUCGACCUCCAUGGCCGUCUACAAACUUUCCAAUUUCGAUUUUGAGCUUCCAAUCAAUUACGUAAGCCGAAUUCGUAUCCGUAAUUUAAGGAAUUUAAUUACCUUGCUUGAUUUUGCAGCCUCCGCCGUCACCUCUUCUUGCGAUUUAUCGGAGAUAAGUUGUCAUUGUCCUUAAGAGUUUAAAUCAACUUCAUGUGCUGUUGUACUACAAUUUUGUCAUGCACUGCUGUAUUUAUUGGCUUUCUAAAAUUGUGGGUUUGCAAAAUCUGAUGCAAUGACAAUGUCUAGCAAGUUUGAUCUGUCUUCUGGUAGCCCGGAUAGGCCACUGUACACCAGUGGGCAGCGUGGAGCCUACUUAGCUGCUCAGCUUGACAGAUCAGGUAGCUUUCACGAGACCAUGGAGAACCAAAUUCUACCUUCUCUUUCUGGUAUGUCAAGGAGCAGUUCUGUAGUAGCCCAAGAAGAUGUAUCCAACUUCUUCCAAUGCCUGCGUUUCGAUCCAAAGGUGGUUGUUGCUGAUCAUAAGUCUAGUCGCCAAGGAGACUUUAAACGGCACAUUAAUGUUGCUCUUGGCAUUUCUGCUGAUGAAUCUCCUACUGUGUUGUCAAAAGGCAAGUUGCUGACUUCUCCCAUACCUGAGGAAAUCAAACGACUUAAGGCUGGUCUACGUGAUUCUUCUGUCAAAGCGAGGGAGCGUAUGAAAACUUUCAAUGAAGCCUUAUCAGUAUUCAACAAGUUUUUUCCAAGCAUACCAUCUAAGAAGAGAUCUCGAUCAGAUAGCUUUUCUGGUGACCGAUCUAAUGCCUUGUUAUCUAGUGAUCGGUCCAUCUUGGGGCCUACCAUUGGCAAGAUGGGAAUGCAUAAUCUUUCUGUUGCUGGAGAUUUUGAAUUUGAUCAGCAGCAGUCAGAAGAAAGGCCAAAAAAUGUUGUUCCAAGUAAACGAACUCGAACUUCUCUGGUGGAUCUCAGGAUGGAUAUGCGGAACAAUGCUUUAGUUAAGCAGCCUGGUAAUGCAGAUAGGGAAAGGGAACUGCUCAGGGUGUCAAAUAGCGGUGCAGUUCAGGGUGAGGAUCGAACUGUAUCAGGUGGCAUCGAUGGAUGGGAAAAGGCAAAGAUGAAGAAAAAGCGUUCUGGGAUAAAAAUUGAUGUAUCUCCUAGUAUGGUAUCAGCUAAACCUGUGGAAGGGUACCGGGAAUCUAAACAGGGAAUACAGCAAAGGGCUGUUUCUGAUGCUCGAUCAAGGUUAAAUAAUGAAUCCCAUGGCUUCAGGUCGGGAAUUGCUAAUGGAUCUGUUGGAGUAGGAAAAUUGGAAGGUAUCUCGCUGCCGACUGGCUUGGGUCCACGCUCGUCUAACCCUAGGUCUGAUCCAGACAACAGCUCCCCUCUCAGUGAUCGGAGAGAUCGUCCUGUUGCUUCUGAUAAAGAGAGAGUGAAUAUCAGAGCUGUUAACAAGAUGAAUGUCCGUGAUGAAUUUAGUUCAGGUAGUCCUACUUCAAGCUCAAAAAUGAAUGCAUCUGUUCGUGGUCCUCGAUCAGGGUCUGGGGUUAGUCCAAAGUUGUCGCCAAUUGUUCAUAGGGUGGCAUCAAAUGACUGGGAGCUUUCUCACUGUACAAAUAAACCACCUACUGCUGGUGGAGCUAAUAACCGAAAACGCACGACAUCAGCUAGGUCUUCAUCACUACCUGUCACCCACUGGGCCAGCCAGAGACCACUGAAGAGCUCUCGUAGUGCAAGACGAACAAAUAUUGUUCCUAUUGUUUCAAGUAAUGAUGAAACACCGUCGCUGGAUGCUAUGUCUGAUAUGGCAAGUGAUGAAACUGGGUCAGGAUUUGCUAGACGCUUGUCAAGCAAUUCUCCCCGACAAGUUAAACUAAAAGGUGAUGCCUUAUCUUCAGCUACUCUUUCUGAGAGUGAGGAGUCCGGGGCUGCAGAAAUUAAAUCUAAAGAAAAGGUGAAAAUUUCGGAUGAAAUAGAUGAGAAAGCUGGACGGAAUGUUCAAAAGGUAUCCCCUUUGGUCUUGCCAUCAAGAAAGAAUAAGCUGAUGACUGGAGAAGAUAAGGGAGAUGCUGUACGUCAACAAGGGAGGACUGGACGGGGUAUUACUUCUUCAAGAUCUCUUAUGCCAAUGAUGGUUGAGAAGUUUGGCAAUGUGGGAACAGCAAAACAGCUCAGAAGUGCCAGGCUUGGCUUGGAUAAGGCUGAAAGCAAGGCUGGUCGUCCUCCAACUAGGAAGCUAACUGACCGCAAGGCCUAUGCACGCCAGAGGCAUGUAGCUAUCAGUGCAGCUGCAGAUUUCCUUGUUGGUUUGGAGGAUGGACAUGAAGAGUUGGUAGCUGCUGUAAACAAUCUUAUUAAUUCUGGUAGUUUCUUUUGUGUCAAUUUUUUGUUAAUUUCUGUGGUGCAAAAUUCAUUGAUUGAUUUUACUUCCAUUGCAGCCCAUGCCUUUCCAAACUCCUUUUGGAGGCAGAUGGAGCCUUUUUUUGGUUUCAUAUCUGAUGCAGAUAUUGCCUAUUUGCAGCAGCAGGGAAAUUACGAACUCGCCAAAUUGGGAUCAACACCAGUUCCUUCUAUUACAAACGGUUGUCAUACCAUCCCCAAUGGAUGUGGGUUGCUUGAACAAGAAAGAGAUGGCAGAAUUGCUGCUGUAAUACCAGAUGGUGAAGUCGUUUCACCACAAUUGGUACUGGAUACUGGAGACAAAAAUGUGAUUUCUCUCUGUCAGAGAUUUAUAGCAGCUCUAAUUCCAGAAGAAGUAAGUGACUGUGGAAAUGAAGACCUUCCAUGCGAUGCUUAUGGAACUGGAUUUGAGAUGGAUGGAGAAUUGGGAUCCAAUGGUUUGAGUCAUAUUGUUAACUUCCAGUCUACUGGGCAUACUUCGUUUAAUGGUUAUAGGAUAACUGGGAAGCCAGAACAUGAUGAUUCUGAAAUUGAUAUGUUGAGAAACGCAGAAAUUCACUCAAAUUUUAGCCCAUCCUUGAAUGGCACUUUUGGAAACCAACCGAUGCUUGGCUCGGUUUGUUCAGAAUUCCAGUAUGAGAGUAUGAAUAUAAAUGAGAAACUCCUUUUGGAGGCCCAAAGUGUUGGAAUUUUCUUAGAACCACUGCCUGAUGUAGCACAGAUGGAGGAUGAUGAAAUUUGUGCAGACAUUAGUAAGCUAGAGGAGAAGCUCAAUGAACAGGUUUCAAAGAAGAAAGGCCUGCUUGAAAAGCUGUUGGAAACUGCCACAGAAACAAGAAGAACUCAGGAGAAGGGACUCGAACAGUUUGCUCUUGACAAACUUGUCAUGAUGGCUUAUGGGAAGUACAUGAGUUGUUGGGGUCGUAAUGCUGGUGGGAAGAGUUCCAGUAACAAAACGAUCAAGCUAGCUGCCUUGGCAUUUGUUAAACGGACAUUAGAUCGAUAUCAUAAAUUUGAAGAUACAGGCAAGAGCUGCUUCGAUGAGCCCAUGCUUAGAGACAUGUUUCUUUCUGGGUUUUUCCUGAAUGAUGGUGAAUCUGGGAAGCCCUGUUCAAAUAGCUCUAUCCGUUCUAGAGUUUCAGGUCAAAAUGGGGAUAGCUAUGCUGUUAAUUCGCCUGAUCUGCUUCCACCCACAAAUCGGUUAUCUGGUCAAACUGCUGUUAAAGAUGACUCAUGGUCUAACAGGGUGAAAAAGAGAGAGUUAUUGUUGGAGGAUGUAGUUGGUGGUACUUCUUUGUCAGGCAAUGCAAAAGGUAAGAGGAGUGAGAGAGACAGAGAAGGAAAGGGACAUGGUAGAGAGGUUUCAUCUAGAAAUGGGACUAAUAAGAUUGGCCGACCAGUGUCCAAUGUUAAGGGGGGAAGGAAAUCAAAAGCAAAGCCUAAGCAGAAAACUACUCAACUAUCUGUUUCUGUAAAUGGCCUUCUUGAGAAGAUGCCUGAGCAACCCAAAACAUCAACUUCUGUAUCAAAGUUAACUGAGAUAACUGCCAACAAUAAUGCCGGAGAAAAAGAUGAGUUUAGCCUGGAUGUAUUGGAUGACUUGCAGCUACCAGGACAAGAUCUGGGUUCAUGGUUGAACAUUGAUGAUGACGGGUUACAGGAUCAUGACUUCAUGGGCCUUGAAAUUCCCAUGGAUGAUCUUUCUGACUUGAAUAUGAUGGUUUGAGUUGCUUUCUUUGUAUAUUCUUGUUUCAUUAUACUGUUGACAAGCAAAUUCAUAGUCACUGUCAUCAAGAAAUGACCAUUACAUGGAUAGAUGUUUGACUCUCUGGUCCACAGUUAGGUUACAUAGAUUCUUUGUAGACUUCUCCACAGUUUAUUUUUGAGCGAACCAUUUGGAUGUCUUGAAUUUUUCUCAAGUUGGUGAUUUUGAGUGUAAAGAUCUUUUGUUCCUACCAGUUAGUUAUGUCUUAGCAAUUACAUAGUAGCAAACCCUGUAUCCUGGCUGUAGCUUUUACAAACCAGAGAGCAAUGCUCUUCUUGUACAUACAUUUAUAUUCCUAAUAAAAUUAGCUUUUUGUCCAGUUUAA
Molecule: messenger RNA, 4700 nt
Organism: Gossypium arboreum
Lineage: Eukaryota; Viridiplantae; Streptophyta; Magnoliopsida; Malvales; Malvaceae
Exons: 14
Coding region: 488-4336 (1282 amino acids)
Source: RefSeq, a predicted model, not a curated record